GCGUCGGGUAUUUCUAUCCCGCCCUCUAAAUAGAACUGAUAGGAUUAUCGGCCUCCUGUGUAAAGAUGCAACCUUCAGGAGAGUCAGGACACUUAUUGUCGCCGUAUUGAACCCUUGUUCCAUUACCUGCUAUUUAUAUUUACGGUGGACCAAGAGUUCAUGAGUAGCACACAUAUAAGUAGAGGGAGGGUUUACUUCCAUGUACCUGGGCUUGUGGCGCCAUAGAACACAUCCAGACUGAGCAGAUUGUUGCAGAGCUUUCAUUGCGUGUUGCUGCUCUUUCCAUGCGGCCGAAGCCGCCGCAGUCACAACAAACUUAAAGAUCCACAACAAAACUAUGGGAGUUCCGAACUCCAGGGAAUACAACUACUACCAUUCUCCGAAUCCACCUUUAAGGAUUUUGCUGAAAAGACGCAACGAGCCUCUCAAAAAGGAGCGUCCCAAGUGGAAGAGCGAGUACCCAAUGACCGAGGGCCAGCUCAGGAGUAAACGGGAUGAGUUUUGGGACACGGCACCGGCCUUUGACGGACGGAAAGAGAUCUGGGACGCCCUGCGAGCGGCAGCCCUGGCGGCAGAGUGCAAUGACCUGGAGCUGGCGCAGGCUAUCGUGGACGGAGCCUGCAUCACUCUGCCUCACGGCUCUCUCGCUGAGAGUUAUGAUGAGCUCGGCAACCGCUACCAGCUGCCAGCAUACACUUUAACCCCCCCUGUCAACCUCAUCACCGAAACAUGCAAUGAAAGCAAAGUGUGCGAAUCCACACAAAAGCAAGCGCAGCCUCCUCCAUGCAGACAGGAGUUCCAGCUCCGUGUGCGAUUGUCCACCGGAGAGGACGUGCGUCUGACGGCCAGCAUGGCCGACUCCAUCGCUGAGCUGAAGAAGCAGCUGCAGCGACAAGAAGACAUCGACGUGUCCCGCCAGAGGUGGUUCUUCUCGGGGAAACUCCUCACUGACAAGACGCGUCUGCAGGAUGCCAAAAUCCAGAAAGACUUUGUUGUCCAAGUCAUUGUCAACGUGAACCCUGCAAUUCUCUCCAACUGAAACACAACAAAAGGGCCAGAAAGUGGUGAUAUUUGAAGGGAAGCAGCAUAUGCACUGGGACUUUGUGUACAAUUUUAUAUAUAAGUAUUGUUUUUUAUUGUUCCUUUUUGUAUUUGUUCUCCCUAUUUUUCCACAGAAAUGAAGAAUACUAAAAAAAAAAAGCACUGAAAUACUUUAGAAAAAAGGUAGAAUCUUACCACAUUUGCCCCACAACUUACACGUCCAUUGUUUACACCAAUAUUCCUCUUUGCUUUGUGUCUUCUUCCUUGUGGCAAUAGCAAACUAAAACGUGUUUGCAACCCAAAUACAGGAAAAAAACAUGUUUUUCUUCUAUAAUUUAAGGAGAUGACAGAAGGGAAAAUGUAGAUAUCAGCAUAUUUAUAUGUUGUUUGGUCAAUCAACGCUGUGCUCAACCAUUGUCAUUCUAUUAAAAAAAAAAAAGACAUGGACAAUGAAAAAGUUAUGAGAUCAUUGGUUCCUUGAAUGGCAUACAUAUCUAAAUGAAACCCAUGCAUUUAAACUAAACUCGGAUUAAUUUACAGUUCACCCACUUAAAUGAAUACGUAUUGCUAUAAACGGGUCGGCAACCUAACAUGUUGAAAGAGCCAUAUUGGACCAAAAAUACAAAAACCCAAAUCUGUCUAGAGCCGCAAAAAGUUAAAAGGCUUAUGUGUUAUAAUGAAGGCAACAUUAAGUAAGUGUCUCAGAGGGUGAGAUAACUCCUAGGAAUUACUGGCUUAAAACUGCCAAAGGUAUAGAUGUGUGUGCCCAAGUUAAAGGAAAGGACAGGCUGUCUUCUAAUGGAUUUAUUACAAUCUUUGUCCGCCCUGAGAUCGGUAGGUCCUGAGUUCAAAUCCCGGCCGAGUCAUACCAAAGACUAUAAAAAUGGGACCCAUUACCUCCCUGUCCCACUCAGCAUCAAGGGUUGGAAUUGGGGGUUGAAUCACCAAAAUGAUUCCUGAGCGCGGCCACCGCUGCUGCUCACUGCUCCCCUCACCUCCCAGGGCGUGGAACAAGGGGACGGGUCAAAUGCAGAGGGUAAUUUCACCACACCUAGUGUGUGUGACUAUCAGUGGUACUGUAACUUUUUUUUUAACGUUUGCUGUGGUCUGGAACAACAUGGCACAGAAUCAGAAAUGCAGCCAAUAUCACAUGCAGAUAAUGUGUCAUGAGACACAGAGAACAUAAGAAAAGGAAUUAGAUGAACUCAAAUAUACCCACAAACGAGGCAUAAUGAUGCUAUAUGUACACAAAGCUAGCCUAAAUAGCAUGUUAGCAUGGAUUAUUAGCACUCCACACAAGUCAACAACAUCAACAAAGCUCACCUUGGUGCAUUCACGCACAGCAUAAAACAUUUGGUGGACAAAAUGAGACAAAGGAGUGGCAUAAAACAUGUCUUUCUGUGGCAGCGACGGAGAAAGUUAUACACGUAAACCAACUACGGUGAGUUCAAAGACCGCCAAAAUUAGUCGGACAAAACGGCGCUGGUCAGCAUACACACAAACAUAUUGUAAUAUCCCCGGAAUGUAGGCUCACACAACUUCUUUAGUUUGUCUUGUCUUUAUUGCACAACCACACAACAAACACGAUGUGCGUCUCCCCUCUUUUACCCACAGUACUCGAACACCUACUUUCUAUCAACAACGUCACUUCCCUAUCUCUUCCUGGAAGUCCCGCCUCCCAGCCAACGUCAUUGGCUAACACCCCGUUAAAUUGGGAAGGUUUGUGUUAUGUUUGUCCUCCUACAGAAACAUUAUUAAAAUAAAAAAUAUUAGUUUUACCCCCAUAUUUUUCCUUUAAAAAAAAAAAAAACUACCAGUGCUAACGAGCCGCUAAAGAAU
This is a messenger RNA of Nerophis lumbriciformis (worm pipefish), 2880 nucleotides long. RefSeq names its product ubiquitin domain containing 1a (gene ubtd1a). Lineage: Eukaryota; Metazoa; Chordata; Actinopteri; Syngnathiformes; Syngnathidae. The record is from RefSeq and is a predicted model, not a curated record. Gene Ontology annotation, molecular function: protein binding.